Molecule: messenger RNA, 1989 nt
Organism: Aspergillus pseudotamarii
Lineage: Eukaryota; Fungi; Ascomycota; Eurotiomycetes; Eurotiales; Aspergillaceae
Product: DUF3176 domain-containing protein
Exons: 3
Coding region: 1-1989 (662 amino acids)
Source: RefSeq, a predicted model, not a curated record
AUGAUUUCGUCCAAAAUCCCCUCCCGUGGCCAGGGGACCGACGAAAGUCCCCAGCUCCAUUUGAUGCAGCCAAGAGAGUCAUGCACCGUUCUACCCACAACCGAGUCACAAAAGGCUCAUUCUGAAGCAGAUUCAUCUCAAUUUCGCCAAGAUCAUCUAGUGCGCUACGAUCUGGUUAACUCUACAAGCAAACAAAGAGACCGCCGGCCUGCGUCUGCCACUCUGAAAGAUUGGGGCUUGGAAACUGCUGGAAUAAUUGUAUCAGCUGUCAUUAUCAUUGCCAUUAUUGUCAUCCUUCGAAAGUACAAUGGGCGCCAACAACAGGAUUGGAAGCAUAUCUCCCUCAACUCUCUGGUUUCCUGGUUGAGCACCCUUGCCAAAGCUUGCGUGAUAUUCUCUGUCAGCCAAGGAAUUGGUCAAUUGAAAUGGGUCUGGUUUUCAAAACGCAGUCGACUAUUGUAUGAUCUAGAUGUGUUCGACUCGGCAAGCAGAGGGGCAACCGGAAGUGCGUUCCUUCUAUGGCUUGUGAAGGGACGAGAUACAGCCUUGCUUGGAAGUCUAGCUAUGGUUCUAGCCAUAGGGUUUGACCCUUUCAUCCAAAAUCUAGUGCAUUAUGUCCCAGGUAGCAUUGACAGCCCUUCUGAGAUCUCAUUGCUCGGAAGUACAUCAUUAUAUAACACAGUUGGGCCAUUGUCAGGAGGCGGUCUAUUUUACGUGGAUCCCAUUUUGAAGGCAAACGUGUAUAGCGCCUUGUUCAAUACAAACCCAGCGCAGCCAUGGGCGGUUCCACAAUAUACAUGUUCGACAGGAAACUGCACUUGGGCACCAAUGGCAACUGUGGAAAUCCGUGCCCUUUGCUCUAAUCUUACUUCGACUCUAAGCACGUCAUGCACCGAUGGGCCAGGGUUCACCAACUGCACUGUAUCAUUGAACAGCGGUGUCGCAUUAUGGUAUUUGACCGGCGGUGGCUUUGCCCGGCCUAUGGUCAUCAAUACAGUAUCUGGAAGCUCUAAGACCUUCUAUAAGAAUAGCACGUUCCCUGUUAUACAGUACAUUUUGGCAAUAGGGUCAAAUGACAACCCAGCCGUGGGUGGCGGAAUUUCUACCCAGAUUGGGAAAAGCACUCAGUUUGUUGCCACAGAGUGUGCCCUUCAACCAACCGUUAGAAGCUUUCAAUCGUCCGUUAUCAUGGGGGUUUACCAUGAAACACAGCUUGCAGAGUGGCCGGUGUUGAAUGACACAGUUGAGAAUCUCAGCUUCGCAUAUUCCUUCACACCUCCCUGGAAUGAGAGUUUGGGGGCAGAAGAAAGUCAAACUUUUGGUCUAGCCUUCGAGGCAUGGAAGUCACUCACUUUUUUCCUUAAUUACCUUUUCGCCGGCUAUGUAUCUGCAGCCUCUGAUAUUUUCAAUUUUGAUCCAUUGAACUUGGGGAGCUCAUAUGCUACGGCUGAUGCCUUGGAGGCCAUCUUCUAUGGCAAUUUUACUGGCACCAACUGCCAAGAUGCCGACCAACUGUCUUGCACUAUGAAGAAUGUUGCUGCUGCUAUGUCUAAAACUAUAAGGGACUCUGCAUUUACUUAUAGUACCAGUUACCAACCAACUGAGUUUACGAAGGCAAAAACUACUACUGGAAAAGCUCAGAUUUAUGCCUCAUUUGUGGACGUUCGCUGGGUGUGGCUCACUCUUCCAAUCAUUGUCUGGGUUCUGGGAGCACUAUCCUGCCUAUGUACCGCAUGGAUGACCCACCAGGCUCAUAUACAGACCUGGAUGAAUAGCGUUCUGCCUUUGCUCUUUCUUCACCUCCAUCGCGACAGUACCAUCGAUUUUCAGGGUGGCGGCGAUGAAAUUGUUGGAGUGCAGUUGAGAGAACAAACCAGGAACGAGAGUGAUGCCUCAAAGUGUUAUAGUCUGGUUGGCUGUGACAAUUCUUUAGAAGGAUGUAUCCGUAUAGCAAAAAGGGCCAAGGCAAAACUUCAGCCGGGCCCUUAG